GGUAACGCCAUUAUUUAAUGAAAAAAAUGAUGUAACUUUCAAUUCAUUCAAUCUUCAACUUAUAUUUUGCUACUUUUUUGAAACCGUAGAGAAUUAGCAUUUCGACGCUUAGUUUUACAUUAUAUUGACAAAGUCUAUUCACUUUUUCUUUUUCUUUUGUUUUUUCUUAGAAAAAAUAUAAAUAAAUAAAUUGAUCUAUUAAGACUCCAACUCCAACAUCAACAAGGCCAAAAACCAUUCCCACGGCCGAAGAUGGGUCAGGAAACAUCGCAUCUCAUCGACCCGAACAUGCCGCCGGAUACUCUAUCUGAUAGAAGUAUCCGUGCUGUCGCACAGUUAAUCAAAGAUGGCAAAGCAAAAAAUAUCGUCGUCAUGGCCGGCGCUGGUAUCUCUACCGCGGCUGGAAUACCCGACUUUCGUUCCCCUAAGACGGGACUAUACCACAAUCUUUCUCGCUUCAACCUCCCACAUCCCGAAUCUGUCUUCGAGAUUAGUUUCUUCUGCACCAACCCGGAGCCUUUCUACUUGUUGGCCAAGGAACUGUACCCGGGUAACUUCAGCCCGACGGUCUCGCAUGCAUUUAUUGCUCUGCUGGCUAAGAAGGGCCUGCUUCGUAUGUUGUUCACCCAGAACAUUGACUGUCUGGAGCGCGCCGCCGGUGUUCCUCCGGAGAAGAUAGUCGAAGCUCACGGAAGCUUUGCUACCCAGCGGUGCGUAGAAUGCCACACCGAGUUCCCCGAUGACUUGAUGCGCGAGCACGUCACCCGCGGCGAGCCCCCGCGCUGCAUUCGCGAGGAUUGUAACGGCCUCGUCAAGCCGGACAUCGUCUUCUUCGGCGAGCCGCUCCCCAAAGCGUUCUGGAAGAACAUCUUUGCGACUGAUACCACCGACCUAAUGCUUAUUAUGGGCACCAGCUUGCUCGUGCAUCCGUUCGCCAGCUUGCCGCGCCGCGCGAAGGAAGGCACGCCGCGGGUGCUUUUUAACCUUGAAAGGGUGGGCGACAUGGGCACGCGCGUGGACGACGUCCUGGUUCUCGAGGACUGCGACUCCGGGAUCCGGAAGCUGGCGGACGAGCUGGGGUGGCGCGACGAGCUCGAGGCGUCGUGGAGGGCUGUGGUAGGGGAGGAGGAGGCGAACCGGCAACUCUCCAAGACGCGGAGAGAGGAGGGGAUCCUCGACGAGCUGGAGAAGCUGGUCGAGGACGUGGAUAAUAAGUUGGGCAUUUCCGAGGGUGGCGACGGCAAAUCCGAGGCUAACGUCGCGAAGCAGGGAGAGGGUGCAACGGCUGGUGGAUCGAGCAAACCGGAUACUAUUCAGGAGAGCGGUAAGGAGAGCGCUGCGCCUGGUGAUGCAGCACAGCUCGUGGACGACGGCGAGACGGUUCCAGAGAAGAGCGCUGAGGAAGAAGGUCGCAAGGAAGAUCGGAAGGGGGAGGGAAAGGACGCGGAGGCCCUAGACCAAGGUAACGCAAAGAUGAGCUAUGAGCCCAUGCCACCUACGAAGGAGAAACCUGUUACGGAAGAGGAUGGGCUCAAGACGGAGGAUAAAGGCGACGGCGAUAAACCUGCGCUAUAGGCUUGCCUUUAGGGGGUUUGGCGUGGUAUAUACUUAGAUGAAUCAGGUACAUAUACUGGGCGGUGAUGAGACUUUGGUGUCGGCUUGCGGGUUUCGAUUGUUGAGUUCGGGCUGGUGGAUCGCGAAUCGCAUACAGAUCGAUAUAGGCAUUAUUCUGCACGGGGGAUAGGUUGGUGACCAUGCAUAUAUGUUUGGAGGGAGGAGAGAGAGAGAGAGAGAAUAUAUACCCACUACCUAGGUCAGUGUUCUAUGAUGUGAUAGAGAUGAGUAACUAGGUUCUUUUUGGUUGGUCUGCAAUUAGAUAUCUACACAUAAAGAGGCGGUACCUAUACAGUAAAUAAGGGCUGAGAAAAGAUAUAUAGGAAAAGGCUGUUCGAACAGACAGCGUUUCCUAGGGCUUCGUUUGUAAGAGACGGUGUAGUUACAUAUAUCUGCAUGCACCUCUCAACACUCAAAGCAUCUGGAAUCGGAUAUCGAGAUAGAUAUUGUUUCCUUAGAAGCCUACAGGUAGGUAUCUAAA
This is a messenger RNA of Daldinia caldariorum, 2095 nucleotides long. Its product is annotated as NAD-dependent deacetylase sirtuin-2. Bases 253 to 1575 code for a protein of 440 amino acids. The record is from RefSeq and is a predicted model, not a curated record. Gene Ontology annotation, molecular function: NAD+ binding. NCBI's taxonomy places the organism in Eukaryota, Fungi, Ascomycota, Sordariomycetes, Xylariales, Hypoxylaceae. The transcript is spliced from 2 exons.